This is a messenger RNA of Egretta garzetta (little egret), 5195 nucleotides long. RefSeq names its product CD44 molecule (Indian blood group) (gene CD44). Gene Ontology annotation, cellular component: macrophage migration inhibitory factor receptor complex; basolateral plasma membrane; plasma membrane. The record is from RefSeq and is a predicted model, not a curated record. Gene Ontology annotation, molecular function: hyaluronic acid binding; cytokine receptor activity. The transcript is spliced from 11 exons. Gene Ontology annotation, biological process: positive regulation of ERK1 and ERK2 cascade; cell adhesion; inflammatory response. Lineage: Eukaryota; Metazoa; Chordata; Aves; Pelecaniformes; Ardeidae. The coding region runs from base 106 to 1743 and encodes 545 amino acids.
UGCAGCAAACUUCAGUCAUUGACUGCAGGCUUAACAAGCGCCGGGGCUUUCCUUUCUGCAGCUUGCAAGGAUCUCUGGGUUUUGCAAAACAGUUCUGAGAAAACAAUGGCCAACUUCUCCUUAUGGGCAACUUUUGGAUUAUGUUUGCUGAAGCUUUGCCUGGCAGAAACACAAUUCAAUGUAAGUUGCAGAUAUGGAGGAGUUUUUCACGUUGAGAAAAAUGGUCGCUACAGUCUCACACGAUCUGAAGCAGUUGAACUCUGCAGAGCUCUCAAUAGUACCUUGUCAACACUAGAGCAGUUGAAGAAAGCUCACGAACUUGGAUUUGAAACUUGCAGGUAUGGUUUUGUAGUGGGGAAUAUUGUUAUCCCACGAAUCAAUCCCUAUCAUCUUUGUGCAGCAAAUCAUACUGGCAUUUAUAAACUUUCAGCAAACACAACUGGGCGGUAUGAUGCGUACUGUUACAAUGCGACAGAAACAAGGGACAAAGCGUGUGAACCAAUUGAAAAACUAGAUACUUCUUUCCUCAAUAAUCAGGGUGAAAUAGUCAUUGACAAUGCAGAUGGCUCACGAUAUAAUGCAGAUGGCACGCGUCACAGUGGAGAGUCCUCAACCUCAGGUGUGGAUGAUGAAAAUGUGGGUAGUGGAUCAACACAUGACACAACUCCCGUGGAUACCUCCAUCAGGAGAUCCAGCCCCUCAUAUUAUGGAAGCGCUACUCCAGUCUCACAGCUGCCAGAUCAUUCUUCUGGAGGGGGUGAAAAAGAAACUACUGGAAAUGAUUUUGAUGAUGAAGUUUCUCCUGUAACACCUGACAUCGCUUUGGUGACGACAGCUGAUGAUUCCCCUGAAAAAGACGGUGGACAGUAUCCUGCGAGUACUAUCACAGCCUCCACUGAUGUUCUGAAACCAGAAGAUAUAACCCAGGAAGCAUGGGCACCUCGCAUCGUAGUGACAGCUGUUACCUCUCCUGACGGUGCCCACCACAAAGACCCAACUCAGCCACCUCUGCCUUCAGAGUAUGAACCAGGACAGAGCACUGAAGGCAUCACGCAUCCCACAGAUGCCCCUGGGGCUGAGGUCCUGCACAGGACCACAGCUAGUACGAACAAAGCUAGUGAUGACUCUCUUCUGACAGUCACAGAGUCCAUGGAUGAUGUUAACCGAGAAAAAGCAACCAAGGAACCACUGGCACCUCGCACUCCAUCUGGAAGUGAAAAUGAACAAGCAAGCACCACAGAUGGUUCCCAUGUCAAUUGGAUACCUGGUGUUUUUCCAGACAUUGAAGAUCAUGUUAACCAAUUGCAGACCCCUCUUCCUACCAGAUCUACCUCCAGUAUAUAUGAUAACCAAGGACCACACAAAGGACAUUAUGAAUCCACUGCUUUCCCUGGAGAGACCACAAUGACAAACGUAACUCCACAGCCAAGGUCGGCCCAGGUACCAGAAUGGCUGAUCAUAGUUGCUGCUCUUGUGGCACUGGCAUUGAUCCUUGCAGUGUGCAUUGCUGUUAACAGCCGGAGAAGAUGUGGGCAGAAGAAAAAGCUAGUGAUUAACAACGGCAAAGGGGCAGUGGAGGACAGGAAGACAAGUGGAUUAAAUGGAGAUGCCAGCAAAUCACAAGAAAUGGUGCACUUGGUUCACAAAGAACAGUCAAAUGACCGAACAGGAGCAUGUGAUGAAUUCCUGACCAUUAAUGAAACACAAAAUCAUCAGGAGCCUGACAUGAAGAGUGGAGUGUAAUGAUACCAAGUUGCCAAAUAGAUCAGAGCUGGGGAAAUCAAAAUCACAUGGAACUUGGGCAGGAAUUCACAGAUGCACUGUGCUACUGAUGUCUUUUGAACAUAAUUAAACAUAAGUUUUAUUCAUUUUUAAUCACUUUAAAAUGAUGUCUGAGUUACAAAAUUGACAUUUCCUUUCUGAAAUAAGCCCCCAAGGGUUGCAUAAUGUUUUCAGUUCCCAGUUCCUACACAGAGGAUGCUCAGUGUGUCCUGGGUGUUAGGAGGGAUACAAGUUUACAUCCCUGUUCCUCAGCUGGAGGGUCUUCACUGUGUGGAGCUACAGAAUUAUCCAGUCACUCCAUCUUACAGGUAUUUAAGGUACUAAACUUGCCAUGGUACAAGAGUAAGUGAGGAAGAAAUGUCAAGAGCAAAAAUCAAGUUUAAACAAAAAAGGCCGCCUAUAAAAUGUAUAAAACAUCUGAAUCCUUCAGAAAUGCCUUCCGGCCAGGAAGAGCAGCAGCAGCAUUCAGAAACUGCCAGUAUAAACAAAAAGUGACAUUUUACAGUGAUUUAUGGCUUGGUCUGCAAUGAGGGAAACCCAGAAUGACAGAAUUUAUUUAUCUCUAUUUUUAAAUGUCUAUGGGCAUACAGAAAAUCUUCUUGGGAGGGGGAAUAAAGAGAUGAAAGCAUGAGCUGAUACAUUAUAAACUUCUGUACUUUAUUAUCCUAACAAUCUGUACAGUUAUCCUUGAGUUUUUGAGGUGCUCAUUGCUCUUCCCCCUCCUUCCUUCAUUGAUCGCAGUUUGUGCAUAUUUUUAAUGAGUCUGUUAGGAUAAUUAAUAAAACAGACUGACCCCAGCUCUAUCACACAUGCACAGAUCAAGACAUUGGAGAUCAUUAGGGAAGGUAACAGUAUUUUAUUCCUGAAGAAUAGGUCUCUAUCUUCUUCUGCUCCAUUUUACUUGGGAGAUGCUGAGCCUCGUAGAACUUGUUUCCCCUGUAACUAUUAUGUUACAAUGGUUUGCUGAUAUUUUAGAAGUUCUCUUUCUAUGAUUUUGCUCACUUCCUCUGACUUCUAUUUCAUUCACAUUUUUCCCUCUGCUUUUUAAAAAUACCUGAAGAAACAUUGCUUGCUUAUUGGUACCAGAAGUUCAAAUUCUACAGAAAAAGAUCGAAGAAAAUUAAAGGAAACUCUCCCAGCCAUGUAACAUAGUAAAGUAGCUACAGCUGCAUUGUUGUAUGCUUUUGUGUUGCCCUUAUGUGUCUGUUAUGUAAAGUAUUUGCAGUAAACUAUGAUGCUGUGCAUUAUAUUGAUAUGAAUUGUCAAAAAGAAAAUUAUUUACUACCAACGGUCUGUGCCAUUUUUGAGAAAGUGUAUUGGAAUGGAGGGAGAAUUACAACUUCUAAUUGGUCUGCCUCGAAAAAUGGAAGUAAAAGCAACCUAAGGUAAUUGCAACCCAUGGUCUUUGUCGGUUGAGGCAUGGGGAAUGUCCUGUAGCAGGUUUAUUCAAGUGUUCCUGUUCAGUGACCUGUCUUUGAAACUGUUCUGCUAAAGCAUGUUAUUUUUUGUUCUCCAUCUGAAGCAUUUUGAUGGACGAGUACUCAAGCUGGCUAAAUACUAACAUCAGCUAGCACUGAUCUUUACUGGAACACAAAGCACGAGACUGUUGAUUAUAUUUCUCAGUCACAGCCCUCCAGCAGUUUCCCACAUGUUUCAUUGAGCUGCUCAGUGCCUUGGUAUUGGCAGGCAUAUCUCCUCAGGGACAACUUACACCUGGGCAAAAGGUCCCAAGACGAGGUGUGAUUUUGAAGUACCCAUAGGAUGUUUUCUGACUUCAUGUAGGUCAGCAUGUUUCAUCUAUGAACAGGCACACGGCUCACGGUCCAAAGGUGUUCAAACAAGCUGAAGCUAAUGAGGUCAAGGUGCUUGUGGUCCACUGUCAAAUUUCUCAGUCCUUUAAUGUAUUUUAAUGCUGAAACGUGUAGUGGGAAGUCUGGUGACUUUGUGCAUUGGUUUUUGCUUAAUUCCUAUAAUGUCUUAAAGCAAGCUUUUCUAUUUGUCAUUAUAAAUCAAAAUGAUUUGUUGAAGGCUGUUUUUAAAUUGGUGUUAUGUACUCAUUUCACAAAGUAUGGAGAUCCAGACUAAGAAUUAUUCCUUGGUUUAAAUCCUAAUUGACUAUAGGUCUCAAUCAAAAGGAGGUAUUUCAUUGUCUUGAAAGCUAACUUUUUCUUUAAAAAGAAGAAAAAGGCUGUGGCAUGUCAUUCAUCUCCCUGCUCAGAUGUUUAAUGGAGAAAUCCUCAAACUCCUUCCUAAUUUAUCUAAUGUUCAAUAGCUAUAAAUGCACAGAUGACACUGGUUGACUUCUUUUUGUAUUUUUAAAUAGGGAGAUACUCAAGUUCUCUUUACAGAGGCAGUGCCAUUAUUUUAUAUAUGCUGAUUCUUUUUAGGUUAUGCCAUGUGAUUCAUGUGUAAUUAAGUUUCAUUAUAGUUUCAAAACCAGAUGGCCAUUUCAUAUGUGUAAUAUAGUACAUAUUUUUAUUAAUCUUGGUUUUAUUAUUUGAGGGGUUGUUUGUUGAGUGUAUGUAUUUUUAUAGAGAGCACUAUAUAGAGCAUAUUUAUUUAACAGAUUAAUCAGAAUGAAAGAAAAUGCCAUCUCUAAAUUGUAACUACAAAUAGUCUUGCUAAAAACACAUUGAACUGUAAAAUAAGCUUUCAAAAGCAAACUUCACACAUUGAGGAUAAAACGUAAGACUGGCAUUAUGAGUGGGAGAGUAUUCAGCGGGAGAUUCAUCUUUAGUACUAGUGAGCCAGUGAGCCAGGGAUCAAUUUUUCUGCUUGCAGACUCUAAGGCAGGCUCAGCUGAAUGCUGUGUGGUUUUGUCUGCUCUGCCUGCCUCCUGUAGGGUCCCCAGAUCCUCUGGGAGUUAGUGAUUAACUCAACUUCCCCUGAGAAGCAGACAACUUGGUCCAAUUUAAGAUCAGCCCAGGAAGAACUUGAAGACUAUUCCUGGCUCGCUGAACCAAUGAUAUUUGGGAGAACACAGAGCCCAGCAAGAUCCACCCCUUCCUUCAGGGUGCUGACAGACAAGUUGGGUCUUCGUCUACCCUUGGUGCCUGGGAAGAAUGAGGAUCUCUCCUAAAAAUGCUGAGGAGACCACGCUGGACCUAGAACAGACCCUGUGAUGAGCUUGUGUUAUUCCUUUGUCUUGAACAGUUUUAAAUAAAUGUAAUCCAGACCACCUCUCUCAUGAAAAUACUGCUUCAAGAAUAUUUAAGAGAGGGAUUGUAUGUUUUAUGAGAAUGUAAUAUUUUCAUCAAACAAUCCGGGGUGAUUGUUUCACCUGUAUUUUGUUGACAGGAAUGUUUGAUUAAAGCAGAGAAAGGAUAUGCGGCCUUCAUGUCUACCUGCGUGGAUGUGUUAACAUCAGUUAGCAAUAUCUGUUUCAAAAUUAUAUUACUGCACAAUGUUUUUCA